UUUCAAAGUUGGUUUUUAACGCAGAAUAAGAAAAAAAACUCUUAAAGCUCCCACCCUCACUGUUUGACAGAUAUACACUGAUUUCUCAAAAUAAGGCGAUUUUUCGAACUUUAGAAUUUUCCUGCUUUUUCGAAUUUUGACCCUCAAAACGUUUUUUUUUGGAAGAUCGAAUCGAAACACACAUAUUCGGAAUCAGCUCGACAAACUCUAUCCAACUAUGUAUAUAAAUCGAAAAAAUAAAAAGUGGUUGAAUUUUGAAUUUUGAACACCUUAAUUGAAAUACAGGUUAAAAAAUAAAGUGAAAUUUAUUCUUUUCAGAUACAUCAUCGACAUCCUGUAGUGAAUCAAAUUUGAAUAAUUGUCAUUUAUCAUCAAUAUCAGUUAACUCACCAUAUCUUAAUUUAGAAACAUUUAUUCAUCAUCGACGAUGUAGAAGAACCCGAACAGUUUUUUCAGAUGCUCAAUUGAUGGGCUUGGAAAAACGAUUUGAAACGCAAAAAUAUUUAUCCACACCCGAUCGAAUCGAAUUAGCUGGUACAUUAAACUUAUCACAAUUACAAAUAAAAACUUGGUAUCAAAAUCGUCGUAUGAAAUGGAAAAAACAGGCUCUUCAACAAUGUAAACAAGCACCCACAAAACCGAAAGGACGUCCAAAAAAGAAUUCUAUUCCAUCUUAUGCUGAAAUUAAACGACUUGAAAAUGAGGUUGCUGUUGAACAACAAGCGAAACAAGCUCUAGAAGAUAGUUCGUGUAUAUCACGCACAAAUUCAUUUUUAAUUAGUGAUAUACAGUUGAACAAUGAGGACAAUGCACACUGA
Molecule: messenger RNA, 818 nt
Organism: Didymodactylos carnosus
Lineage: Eukaryota; Metazoa; Rotifera; Eurotatoria; Philodinida; Philodinidae
Source: the annotation of a GenBank genome assembly